This is a messenger RNA of Amyelois transitella, 1604 nucleotides long. RefSeq names its product DNA methyltransferase 1-associated protein 1 (gene DMAP1). Bases 92 to 1483 code for a protein of 463 amino acids. The record is from RefSeq and is a predicted model, not a curated record. Lineage: Eukaryota; Metazoa; Arthropoda; Insecta; Lepidoptera; Pyralidae. Gene Ontology annotation, biological process: DNA repair; negative regulation of transcription by RNA polymerase II; chromatin remodeling. The transcript is spliced from 9 exons. Gene Ontology annotation, molecular function: transcription corepressor activity. Gene Ontology annotation, cellular component: Swr1 complex; nucleus; NuA4 histone acetyltransferase complex.
AUUCUUUCCAAUGUAAAGAAGAAAAGAAGCCAAAACAUAGGUGUUUUUGGCAAUUGAAAAUAGCAGCUAUAUUUGCUGAAAGCAUAUCACAAUGGCAGAUAUUUUGGAUAUAUUGGACAUUGAGAUGCCUGGGGCGUCUGAAGUCAGCAGGGACAGUAUAAUUCACGGAGAUAAAGCGAAAAAGAAAUAUGUUACUGCAAAGGCUGUGAAACGACCUGAGGGCAUGCAUCGAGAAGUAUUCGCACUCCUGUAUAAUGACUCUAACAAGGAACUUCCUCCUAUGUUGCCAACUGAUACGGGCAAGGCAUACAAACAAACGAAAGCGAAGUUGGGAAUGCGGAAGGUGAGAAAAUGGGUGUGGGCACCAUUCACAAACCCCGCACGCACAGACAACGCUGUGUUCUACCAUUGGAAGAGAGCUGCCGAUGAAGCGAAGGAAUAUCCAUUUGCACAGUUUAAUAAACAAGUCUCAGUACCUUCAUAUUCAGAAUCUGAAUACAACCAAUACCUGAAGUCUGAAGAUUGGAGUCAAGCCGAGACUGAUCAUUUGAUGGACCUCUGUCAGCGGUUCGAUCUCAGAUUCAUUGUGAUACACGACCGAUGGGACCGGGCCGCGUUCCGGGACAGAAGUGUGGAGGAUUUGAAAGAGAGAUAUUACAAUAUAUGUGCUAUAUUGAGCAAGGUAAAAACAAAUCCAUGGUCCAACACAAGCACAAUGGUAAAUGGUGAAAAGCGAGUUUAUCACUACGACGCCGAACAUGAGAGGAAGAGGAAGGAACAACUGCGGAGAUUAUUUGAAAGGACACAGGAACAGAUCGACGAAGAGCAGAUGCUGUUAGCGGAAUUAAAGAAAAUCGAAGCCAGGAAGCGGGAAAGGGAACGGAAGACUCAGGAUCUGCAAAAACUUAUAUCCAGGGCGGACAGUGGUAACGUGACGGCAAACAACCACGUAGCCAAUAACAACGAGGCCGCUGGCACCCUGGCCAACACGCCCAAUGCUGCGAGGCGGCACGACAAGAAGCUGCAGAAGAAGAAGUUGACCACGCAGCAGAGGCCGGUUAGAGCGGUCGAGGCUGUGACAGUGGAAUGGUCUGGCAUCAAGUUUCCCGAGGCGCGCGGCGCGGGAGUUUCUCUUCGUUCUCAGCGCAUGAAGCUGCCGCCCGGAGUCGGUCGGAAAGCUAAAGCCAUUGAGCAGGAACUUCGGCUUCUCAAUAUUGACGUGUCACCGACGCCUACAGAAGCUAUUUGCAAACAUUUCAAUGACCUAAGAUCGGACCUAGCUCUGGUGUUGGACUUGAAGAGUGCGCUGGUGUCGUGUGAGUUUGAGCUGCAGGCUUUGAGGCAUCAAUAUGAAGCUGUCAAUCCAGGAAAAACAUUGACGAUCCCAGCGUCCAUAUGCAGUUCUACUGACAAUGAAGCAAAACCAAUGAGCGAAAUAAUUGAUGUGGUUGGAUCUCCAAGUGCUCAUAAUAGUACAAUCUGAGACAUUGUAAAUAUAUUGCUUUAGUAAUUAAGUGUUCACUUCAUAUAAACAACAGUCCAACUGAGUAGUUUUACACAGUUUGACUAUUGAGAAAUGGUAAUAAAAUAUAAGCUAAAUGACA